Molecule: messenger RNA, 1585 nt
Organism: Perca fluviatilis (European perch)
Lineage: Eukaryota; Metazoa; Chordata; Actinopteri; Perciformes; Percidae
Gene: sfxn2
Product: sideroflexin 2
Exons: 10
Coding region: 124-834 (236 amino acids)
Biological process (GO): serine import into mitochondrion; monoatomic ion transport
Cellular component (GO): mitochondrial inner membrane
Molecular function (GO): monoatomic ion transmembrane transporter activity
Source: RefSeq, a predicted model, not a curated record
UAUGAACAUGUGUUCUUGGCCCUCUGCAGGGCAGGAUCCACCCCUCCCGGCACCACAGAGGAGCAGCUCCACUACGCUAAGAAGCUGUACGACUCGGCCUUCCACCCAGACACCGGAGACCGCAUGAACCUUAUCGGCCGCAUGUCCUUCCAGGUCCCUGGAGGCAUGGCCAUCACCGGCUGCAUGCUGCAGUUCUACAGGACAGUUCCUGCUGUGGUGUUCUGGCAGUGGGUGAAUCAGUCCUUCAACGCUCUUGUCAACUACACAAACCGUAACGCUGCCUCCCCCAUCACUCCCAAGCAGAUUGGAGUUGCCUACGUCACAGCAACCAGCACAGCGUUAGCAACAGCAGUCGGCCUUAACCUCUACACAAAGAAAGCUCCUCCUCUCGUGGCUCGCUGGGUCCCCUUUGCAGCAGUGGCAGCAGCCAACUGUGUUAACAUUCCUAUGAUGAGGCAACAGGAAAUUCUUAAUGGUAUUGCCGUCACGGAUGAAAAUGGCAACAAACUGGGCCACUCUAAGAAAGCAGCCGCAAAAGGCAUCACUCAGGUGGUCAUCUCUCGGAUCACCAUGGCUGCACCAGGAAUGAUCAUCCUCCCCAUCAUCAUGCAGAGGAUGGAAAAAUACAAGUUCAUGCAGAGAAUCACGUAUCUCCACGGACCAAUUCAAGUGAUGAUGGUGGGAGUGUUUUUGGUCUUCAUGGUGCCUGCUGCCUGCUCCCUGUUCCCUCAGAGAUGCUCUAUGGCCGCGUCGAAGCUGGAGCCCGAGCUGAGAGAUGCCAUCGUGUCUCAAUAUGGAGACGCUGUACGUGUCUACUUUAACAAAGGCCUCUGAGGCUGAGAGGGCUGAUUAGCAUUAUCUGUUCACCACACAAGCCUGAAUACAUAUGUGUUUAUGUAAUGGUGUUCAUCUUCGAAUUGUUAGUCAUGAAGAAAUGCUUGUUUCCCUACAUCUCUCAAAUUGUUGCUUAUCGGUGGGAUGAUUUUGAUCAAUCAUGUCACUAUUUCUUUGUAUCUGUUUCUCUUUCUUUGGUUCAACAUAUGUCUGUUUUCUUACAUUAAACAGAUACAAGGGGCACUGUGUACUCCUGUUGAGAAACCCAAUGAUCUCCUCUCAGGAACAGCAUAUUACUUUGUCAGAUUAAAGCUCUGUUAGUUUGUCCUUCAUGGUGUGACUUGUCAGCAUUGUUUUCAUUGGCUGUUUGUUUGUGUCUCAAUGCCUUUUUAAAUGGUGUCAUGCUCCUUCUGUUUGCCAAGCUUCCUUACAAUCUGUGCCUUCGAUAAAACGGGAGGAGCUGGAUUUUUGUAUUUUUUUAAACCAAAAUUGGCUUUACUUCAAAAGCAGAAAAAUACUUCUAUGCGUGGAUUUAAACUUCUAAAAUGGCCAUUCAGUGUGUGUAUGGAAGUUUUGUGUGAUAAAAGUGGAGGAUACUGCCCUCUUCUGCCAGAAUGGAGGUAGAUGUACGACUUGUUUGCAUGAUUUAUCUAAAAGUUUGCCAGUCGGAUCAUGUCGCUGUGUUAAGUCAAACUGGUGCCGUGAUCCUCGUGUAGGCUGGAAUAAAACCACAUAAAUAUUUGAAAUAUAA